Messenger RNA from Triticum turgidum subsp. durum (durum wheat), 570 nucleotides. NCBI's taxonomy places the organism in Eukaryota, Viridiplantae, Streptophyta, Magnoliopsida, Poales, Poaceae. The record is from the annotation of a GenBank genome assembly.
AUGGCGAACGGCGGGUCCCCCAAGUCCGGUGACAUCCCGCCCUACCCCGAGAUGAUUCUCGCGGCGAUCGAGGCGCUGGGCGACAAGAACGGCUCGAGCAAGUCGGCCAUCUCCAGCUACAUCGAGGAGAAGUACGAGGGCCUUCCCUCCGCGCACGCCUCCCUCCUCACGGCCAACCUCGCCAGCAUGAAGGAGGCCGGCAAGCUCGCCUUCGCCAAGAACAACUACCUCAAGGCCGAUGCUCCCUCCGCCACCCCGGCAAAGCGCGGCCGUGGCCGCCCGCCCAAGGACCCCAACGCGCCGCCCAAGCCCAAGGCGGCGCCCAAGGACCCCAACACGCCCAAGCGCGGUCGGGGCCGCCCGCCCAAGGCUAAGGACUCCAUGGCCGACGCCGUCAAGGAGGCCGUCGCCAAGGCCACCACCGGCAUGCCCCGCGGCCGCGGCCGCCCGCCGGGUCCCUCCUCGGCCAAGAAGGCCAAGGUCACCACGGAGGCUGCCUCUCCGGCUCCCGCGUCCGGCUCCGCUCCUGCCAAGCGUGGCCGUGGGCGCCCACGCAAGGUGGCGGCUUGA